Pocillopora verrucosa is the source of this 492-nucleotide messenger RNA. RefSeq lists its product as uncharacterized. Lineage: Eukaryota; Metazoa; Cnidaria; Anthozoa; Scleractinia; Pocilloporidae. The record is from RefSeq and is a predicted model, not a curated record.
AUGGGUGCCUUUUCUACCUAUUUAAGAAGUUUAAAGGACUCCCAAAAAAGAGGAAGGGUGCCGGGAAAGAUUGAUCACAAGAUUGUGUAUUGGAGGCAGGGAAGAAUGAGAGAGAAAAUAGCUCGGCGAGUUUCUUCUGUGGACCAAAUAGGCUGGGAUGAAGCCAAACAAGAAAGAUGCAAAAAAUUCCUGAUCUUUGAGUACACAAGUUCAGAUGAAAGUGAGCUCUCCGAAGAUGAAACUGGGCCAGAUGUGAAAAGAUUUGUCACAAAGAGGUUGGCCUGGGAGGGACCAAAGCUGAGAGAACUCAAGGACGUCCUUGACCUUGCCCACAAAAGAUCAUUAAAGCCCCAUGUCAGAAAUUUCCAGACAGAAAGAGUUGUUGACGAGAGAUUCUCUUCACGAGGCCCCCCUCCAGAUGCCCCUAAAUGGACCUUAAAGAGUGGUUUUUCUCCAGUGGCUACAAGCACACCUGCACGGGGAAGACAGUAA